Brachypodium distachyon (stiff brome) is the source of this 1593-nucleotide messenger RNA. RefSeq names its product zinc finger transcription factor YY1. The record is from RefSeq and is a predicted model, not a curated record. Bases 266 to 1318 code for a protein of 350 amino acids. Gene Ontology annotation, molecular function: RNA polymerase II cis-regulatory region sequence-specific DNA binding; DNA-binding transcription factor activity, RNA polymerase II-specific. Gene Ontology annotation, cellular component: PcG protein complex; transcription regulator complex. Gene Ontology annotation, biological process: regulation of transcription by RNA polymerase II. NCBI's taxonomy places the organism in Eukaryota, Viridiplantae, Streptophyta, Magnoliopsida, Poales, Poaceae. The transcript has 6 exons.
UUUUGUUGCUCUCUCUCCUGAUGGGAACGGAGCAGCCGCGUCCGCGAGGCGCUGGCCAUAGAUUUCCUCGCAGCCAUCACACCGCGACAUGCUACUGCCACCCAUCCAUCCACCACCAUGCCAUCCGACUCCGACUCCGGGCCAUGCCCCCUGUAGUACCCACCCGUAGCCCGGUCAACAUAAGUCGCCGCCCCACCCCAGCGCCCCCGCCCCAAAUCCCAAUCUUCCCCUGCAAUCCCUAGCCGCCUCCCGCCGCUCCGACGAGAUGCAGGCCGCCGCCCCACGCCUCCGUCACCGAUGGGUCAAGGAGUGGAUUCCGCAAGACCUGGUCAUCGCCGGCGGCCCGUGCGCGCUUUACAAGUGGGUGCGAGAGGAUAGGUUGUCUGCUCUGAAAGCCAAGGACAAGGAACAAGGGGCAGACACUGCAAAGCCUGAACCGACCACUGAGGUGCUUUUCCUAUGCAGCUAUGACGGCUGCGGGAAAACUUUUGUUGACGCGGGGGCUCUUAGGAAACAUGCGCACGUCCAUGGGGAGAGGCAGUAUAUCUGUCAUUAUGAUGGAUGUGGCAAGAAAUUUUUAGAUAGCUCAAAAUUGAAGAGGCAUUUUCUUAUUCAUACAGGAGAGAAGAACUUUUUCUGCACUUAUGAAGGUUGCGGCAAGGCUUUCUCGUUGGAUUUUAAUUUAAAGGCACACAUGAAAACACAUUUUGCGGAUAACUACCAUCCAUGCCCGUACCCAGAAUGCGGUCGAAGAUUUACACAGGAAUCUAAACUGAGGGCUCAUUUCAGGACACAGCAUGAGAAGGCUGGUGCGCAGAACCCAGGUAUGCCUGCUGCAAUGAACCGCAAUGCACUAGGAGAUCACCCCCAUAACACAGUGAAACCUCCUCCGGUAACGCCUCCAGUUCCUUCGGCUGAGCGCCCAUAUGUCUGCCCCUACGACGGUUGUGCCAAGGCAUACAUUCAUGAGUACAAACUAAACCUCCAUUUGAAGAAGGAGCAUCCCAACCACUUCUCGGACGCUGGUGCUCAAGCUGGUCCUUCGAGGAGCACCGCGUCGAAGAGUUCCCGCAGAAGCAGACCGAGCGCCACGGCCAAGAUGCCAUUGCCAAAGAUCCCCAAGCGCGGUGCUGAAUAUACAACACCAUCACCAGCUAUCAACAUCGCUGAGGAGCACCAAUGGCCAAGGAAAGUGCUGUAUGACGAUGACAGCGAGGAGACGGAGGAAGAGGGGGAUAAACCGGCAGAUAUGGGAUGGGGGCGCAUAGCUGCCAGCAGCGAUGAUGAUGAUGAUGAGGAGACAGAGGAUGAAGAAUGACCACAAAUUGAAAUUUUGAAUCUUGGUAGUUGUGCACAUAAUUCGUAAGCUUUGGUUAUAGUUUAUUCAUACGUGUACAAUAUAUCUGAAUAAGGUUGGCUAGGAGGUAGGCAAGGAAAAUGGAGAGUUGGCAUAUGCAGGUUCUGAAGGUGGCUUCCCGAUGCCAGGUUAUUAACUUUGGGAAGGAUACUAUGCACUGUUUGGUUAUAGAUCAUUAUUUGCAUCCUUAAUAUGCAUUGCGCUUGAGUGUUAAGAAGCGCACGCGUGGAUUGAAA